This is a messenger RNA of Lindgomyces ingoldianus, 2067 nucleotides long. RefSeq names its product Di-copper centre-containing protein. The transcript has 3 exons. Gene Ontology annotation, molecular function: oxidoreductase activity. Bases 1 to 2067 code for a protein of 688 amino acids. The record is from RefSeq and is a predicted model, not a curated record. Lineage: Eukaryota; Fungi; Ascomycota; Dothideomycetes; Pleosporales; Lindgomycetaceae.
AUGUUGAUCACAUCCGGAGUAUUGACGACACCAACUGCGAAUGGUAAAGAUAUAAUCCAGAUAUUUGACCGCAGAGCACUAACUACAAAAGGUGCUGUGCCCAUCAGGCGGUCGGCGCAAGAGCUCAUUGCCAAUUAUCCUGAGCAAUGGGACCUUUACAUUCUCGGUCUUGCUAAGUUGAAGGAAUCAAGCGCAUACAUGAGGCCUAAGAGAAAUAACAAUGGAGUUUGGGAUUCUUACUACCAAAUCGCAGGCAUCCACGGUCUGCCAUACAGAGCUUAUGAUGACGUAGCUCCAAUCAAGGAAACCGGCAGUGGUGGCUACUGUACUCACUCUUCGCCGCUGUUUGCAACAUGGCAUCGACCGUUUCUUGCCUUGUUCGAGCAAGCAUUGUACCAUGACGUGCAAGAUGUCGCUUCCGGUCUUCCCUCAAAGUACAAGGAUCGCUACAUCAAAGCCGCGAAAGACUUUCGCCUCCCUUAUUGGGACCCUUUCGCAUUGAGCCAAAGACCAAAACGCCCUGAGGACUUCUUACCUAGCUGGAUUGCCUCCAAGGCUCUUCCGCUGAAGAACACCGACCUGCUCAAGGAUUCCGACAUGGUGAAGUCUUUAUUGCUGGAUGAGAAGCAGCAGGCUCUCAAUCCCUUGUACAACUACACAUUUCCCUAUGAUGCGGAUACCAUUCAGGAUUGGUUCGCUCCUGAAGCCCGAACUUCGCGCUCGCCAUCUGCUUCCGAGAACUUGUGGAACGCCAUCGAUAGCAGUGCACGAACGGACAUGUGGAAAGCGAUGACCGGACUCAAAGACUUCAACGAGUUUACCAAUGAUGCCUGGGUAAGAAGGGACGCCAAAACGAGAAGCUAUCCCAGCCUUGAACAAACACAUAACCUCGUCCACGCGAGGGUCGGCGGUAACAUGGGAAGGGUUCCAGGUGCAGCGUUCGACCCAAUUUUCUGGCUGCACCAUGCGAACAUUGAUCGUCUUCUAGCCAUAUGGCAAGCAAUGCAUCCAAACAGUUAUUUGAGCGAGACAAAGCAGCCUAACGGCGUCAAAUCUGCCAACUUCAUGCUCGCAGAAAAUGCAAAUGUCAACAGCCUGACAUCUCUAUGGCCUUUCCGCAAGAGCAGUAGCGAAUAUUGGACAUCGGAGGACGUUAAGGAGACAACUACAUUUGGCUACGCAUAUCCUGAGACACAGCGAUGGAACUUUGCGAGCGAUGUUGCCUUCAGUAACAGCGUCGCUGAAAAAUUCAACGGGCUUUACCAGACUAUCAUCGCGAAAGCUAGGUCCCUGGGUGUGGUUCCAAGGUCCGCAAUGGCCGCCCCCGAAUCAAGGAUGGCUCGCACAGCUGAGACUUCAGAUCCAGUGUCAACUGAGCAGACCGGGCUUCAGAUAAACGAAAAUCCAGCGUCAGCUGAGCAGGCUGGACUUGUAGCAGAUGAAGAUGCAUCUCUGACAGUGCCUGAACCACAGGCUCCACUUAUAGCAGAGGUAUCUGCAGCUUCGCUUGAAGAAGCUCCCCCGGGUGACCUGUUAGCUCAAGACUUUGGAUUCAACCUCAAAUACACCGACUGGACCGUCAAUAUCCGUGUUGAAAAGCAUUGUCUCCCUCAGACCUUUUCCAUCAUGGUAUUUUUAGGAGACGUACCUACUGACCCCACGACAUGGUCUGCAUCCGAACCGCUAAUCGGGUCAGUAUCAGUCCUCGCUCAAGGGGAAGAGACACAGUGCGGCAAAUGUCGACAGGACCAGGAGGAGGGCCUUAUAAUCACUGGCACGGUGACACUCACUGAAACUCUUAUGGACAAGGUCCUUGACGGAAGUCUGCCUAGCUUAGGCGCGCCGGAUGUCGAGCCUUACCUGGUAAAGAACUUGCAUUGGCGUGUGAAGAUGAUGGGCGGACUGGAGGUGCCAAGGGAUCAAAUAGCUGGGCUUAAAGUCAUUGUGUCCAGUGAUGAGGUGGGAAUCACUGAUGAAGACCUCCCAGUUCACCUCGGAGAGCCAACAGUGCACCCCAAUAUCACGGAUGGUAGACUUGGCGGGUUCAGCGAUGGAGAUGUGGUUUAG